Molecule: messenger RNA, 2619 nt
Organism: Gossypium raimondii (Peruvian cotton)
Lineage: Eukaryota; Viridiplantae; Streptophyta; Magnoliopsida; Malvales; Malvaceae
Product: serine/threonine-protein kinase ATG1a
Exons: 13
Coding region: 216-2315 (699 amino acids)
Biological process (GO): peptidyl-serine phosphorylation; autophagosome organization; autophagy
Cellular component (GO): autophagosome; cytoplasm
Molecular function (GO): protein serine/threonine kinase activity; ATP binding
Source: RefSeq, a predicted model, not a curated record
AAGAAAUAGACAAAAUGGUCCAAUAAACCAACCCUAUUUUCUCUCUCUCUGUCUCCCUGCUCGUCUUCCCUUUUCCUUGUAUUUUCUUUUGUUUUUAGAUAAAUUGGGCAAUUCUGGUAUUGGGGAAUAAAAGGCUAAAAGACAAGACACGAUGAUGUUUUCAACUCAAGGAACAAAAACCCAGUAAAGGGAGCAAGUCAACUGGUUGGUCGUUGAUGAUGACGACGAGGGUGGAUUACGGGGGACCGGGUCCUGGCCAGGUCCGACUAGUCGGAGACUAUAUUCUGGGUCCAAGAAUCGGGUCGGGUUCAUUCGCGGUGGUUUGGAGGUCAAGGCAUCGACAACAUGGGUUGGAAGUCGCAGUUAAAGAGAUUGAUAAGAAACUCCUGAGCUCCAAAGUCAGUGAAAGUCUGCUCAAGGAGAUAUCCAUUCUCAGCACUAUUAAUCACCCCAAUAUCAUCCAACUUUUUGAAGCCAUUGAGACUGAAGAUAGGAUAUUUCUAGUGUUGGAAUAUUGCGAUGGAGGGGAUCUCGCUGCUUAUAUUCAAAGAUAUGGAAAAGUAUCGGAGGAAGUUGCCAGGCAUCUUAUGAGGCAAUUGGCUGCAGGAUUGCAAGUUCUUCAAGAAAAACACCUUAUUCAUCGGGAUUUAAAGCCGCAGAACUUACUGUUAACUAAAGGAUCAACUCCGCAAUUGAAGAUAGGAGAUUUUGGUUUUGCAAGAUCCUUGACACCUGAAAACUUGGCUGAUACACUAUGUGGUUCACCAUUGUACAUGGCACCUGAGAUUAUUCAGAAUAAGAAGUAUGAUGCAAAGGCUGAUUUGUGGAGUGUUGGGGCAAUCUUAUUUCAACUGGUCACUGGGAAGCCACCAUUUGAUGGCAAUAAUCAACUACAGCUGUUCCAGAAUAUAUUGAGGUCCACUGAAUUGCAGUUUCCAGAAGGAGCCCUGGAAAAAUUACAUCCUGAUUGUGUUAAUCUCUGCAGAAGUCUGUUACGACAUGAUCCGGUUGAGCGACUGACAUUCAGGGAAUUUUUCGAUCACAAGUUCCUUGGUGAGAGAAGCAAAAAGGUGGGCCUUGAGCUGGACUCAUCACGUCUUCAAUCAGAAGCAAUGGUUGAGCAGUUUGAUUCUUCUGCCUCUGAGAAUAAAUCUCCAUUACCUUAUCGGGAUGUCAUAAACAUAUCUAGCAUAAAUCAGAAAUCAGUUAGUUCAUUUGAAUGUGGUACGGUAUCACAAACAAAGGAGUACGAGUGUUCAUCCAGUGUCAAAGGUGCUCUUGGGGCAGUGGCUCUUACUGUAUGUGAUAGCAAAGGAAAAUCUGUUGAUAACCAGUGUUCACCAGCUCAGCUCAGAGUAGCUGACUCAUUGGAAGGUAUUGAGAAGGAAUACGUUCUCGUCAAUUCUCAUUCCACAUCGAUGGAGACUUUCUCUUAUUACCUUGAGACGUCCCUCCAAGAUUAUUCAACUUUGAAGUGCCAAGCAAAGAAGAGUGACCAGGAACCAGCAGUUUCUCUGGAAAAGGAGACCGCUGAAAGUUCUGCCGCUUCUGCAAAAUCUCCACAGUUUCAGGGAUUGGAUGUGCAAACAUCAUCUGAAUCAGCUAUGCUAAGGGAAGUACAGAGACUUAACAUAUUGCAUCCCUCAACUAGGCUGCAGUUAUUGCAUCAGUAUGCACGGGCUAUUGCAGAAAUAGCUCAAGGAAAGUAUAAUGCAGGACUAUUUGUAGAAUCAUUUUCAGUUGAACUUGUUGUCUUGGCUAUAUGGAAGAAAGCUCUUCAGAUCUGUAGCUCUUGGAAAACCUCUGCUCCAGACAAUGAAUCACCUGGAAGCAAUUCAGGCAAUCAACCUACUACCACUAUUCAGAGUAGCGCAGACUUGGCUCCAAAUUCAGGUGACAAUGUAGAUUUAAACAAGCCUUCAUCUGCUUGCAUCUGGGCAGAGCAAGGAUUUAUCGUUGCUUAUGAUCGUGCCGAGAAGUUGUCAUGUCAUCUUCGAGAUAUGGAUGCUACAGCACAGAUGCCUGAUGCCAUGGAAAUAAUAUAUCAAACCGCACUCACGAUCGGGACAAAUGGCGCUGUAGAUGAGUAUAUGCGGAACAAAGGUAGUGCUGCGGCAUUGUACUCUAAAGCAAUGGUUUUACUUUCAUUUAUUGUAGGAGAGGCGGCAAGUCUUCCAUUGAACCCGCCAUUUUCGUUGACUCCUGCCAAUAAGAAGCGAAUUCAGGCAUACAUUAACAACUUGCAGACUCAUCAAUCUCAGUUUCUAACAUCAGCACCGUUUCCUAAGCUGUCUGCAGACUUCCACACCAAAUGAAAGUGCUCUGCUUGUGUAAAAAAGUAUUUUCAAAACUGCAGCAAGUUUUGAGCUGGGUCUUACGAGUAUAUAAUGGGCAAUACUAAAUGAUGUCUUUCUAUGAAUAGACUUGAACUUGAUAUAUCUAAUGUACAGAAAAAAAAAAUUAUAUUAACAAAUACUGGCAAUCGAACAAAAUGAUCUUAUGUUCCAUAGGAGUUUGAUGUAAAUAAUAGUAUUCUCUCUCUUGAUGGACUGUAAAUUUGAAUAGAAAUGUAACCUGUACAGUCAUGUUUUCCAUAAAUGGAUAUAAUUCUUUCAAUUA